UUUGACAUUUUAUGUGAGGUUCGGGAGGAGCAAGCAGGAUUUUGCCUGUUUAGUGCAGUUUCUUUUUAAUUAAGAAAACUAAAUUUUUAGUAUGAGGAAAGAAAAAACUCCGAGUUUUACGUACAAGUGGUAAUCGACGGCAACGGUGCGACGGUAAGGAUGGUUUCGAGAAAAGAGAGACGGGCAAUCGCGGUCAACUGACUGAAACGAGCGAUACAAGUUUACGUUCCAAUUUUAGAUCAAUUUCCUGGUUGAGGAUUCGCGUUCGUGUUUAUACAAUCGCUCGGCCGAAAAACGCGAAAAUAUUUAACCAUAAAACGCGGACAAUUUUGACGGUUCGGAUGCGGUAUUUGGUGCGAUAAAACGUUCGCCUAACGAAGCAAACCAGCCAGCCAUAAUCUCCUCCGAAAGUGUUUCCUCUUUUUUUGUGUCAUUUUUUUUUUGAGUGGUUUCCGAUGACAUGACAUUUUAACAGAAAAAAAAGACAGACAGCAACAGAAUGGCCUCAACGUCGAAUUUCGAGGCCAAAGUGCUGAUGUCCAAGGGCAAGAGGGCAACGGCGGCCUACGUACACGCGGACUGUGCCGCGGAACGGAACCCGAAGCACCUCAAGGAGGUCUUGGAUAACUUGCUCAACCCCAUCAAACCGAUUGAUAAUUGGGAAACUAUAGAUUGGUGCAAGUGGCUUAUGGCAGGAGGGCGGACGCCCGACGAGUUUGCCAGCACAGUUCAUGCCUACGAUAACGCGACGACGUGCGGCCUGGUGUGGACGCCGAAUUUCGUCGCCUACCGAUGUCGCACCUGCGGGAUCUCCCCCUGUAUGUCCCUGUGCACCGAUUGUUUCAAAAAGGGGAACCACCACCGGCACGAUUUCAAUAUGUUUCUGUCGCAGGCUGGUGGGGCGUGCGAUUGCGGCGACACCUCGGUCAUGAAAGCCACCGGGUUUUGUGACCGUCACGGCCCGGAUAAGACCUCGGGCAAAGGAAACGCCCCCAAUGACCUGAUGUGCGUCGCAGAGGCGAUGAUGCCCCGCAUCAUUUUCCGACUGAUCCAGCAUCUCAGGGAGUACAGCGCCCACAUGGGCUUUAAUUUGGCAAUCCAGGACUCCGACGCGUUUAUCACCAUGUUACUGGACUUUAAUAAUAUGGGAGGGUUAAUGAGGAGGGUCAUGACCUCCGCCUUGACUAAUCCUACCAAAUACAGACUUCUAAACGAGGUGCCAGACAACAUGGAUUCGGAAUACGCGCAAUACCUGGCUGAAUCCAAACGGUUCUACGAGCGAGGCCUCGAAUCCCUCCCGAAUCCAGAGCAAGAGAUCGGCGAGGACCUGAAGGAUUGCCCCUCAUUACAGAGAAACCUGGUGCACCGCACCUUCCUGGAAGAAUUGGUGUUUUGGACCGUUAAAUUUGAGUUUCCACAAAAGGUGGUAUGUCUGCUCCUAAACAUGCUUCCUGAUCCGGACUAUAAAGAGGCGUUAACGCGUGCAUUCGUGCUCCACUAUAGUCGAAUAAGCAUCAUGCUGGAAAACAGCGCCGAUCCGGAUACUUUGAGCAAUCGGGUGGUGCACGUGAGCGUUCAGUUAUUUAGUAACGAGAGCUUGGCCCUAAGGAUGACCGAGCAGCUUAAUUUGCUUCACGUUAUGGUCGUCAGUUUGAAGAGUAUGAUGAGCAAGAUUUUGAUUAGGAGCACUUUACAUUAUCCGGAACAAAAUACCCACUCGGUGGUGGACUGCGCUAAGCCUGUAAUGAAGGACCACUGCUACUGGCCUCUGGUGUCAGAUCUGAACAAUGUUCUGUCCCACAGGCCCGUAGCAUUAAAGUUCAUGGCCGACGAUUCUUUAUUGGAGAUGUGGUUCUCGUUCCUGUCGAUGUUCCAAGGCAUGAACGUGAACCAGCGGGAACUAAACCAGCACAUCGAAUUUGAGCCGAACACUUACUACGCGGCCUUCAGCGCGGAAUUAGAGGCGAGCGCGUAUCCGAUGUGGGCUUUAGUCACACAUUUGACCGAUUCCGGUACGGCGCAGUUGACCAGACGAGUUUUGAGCGCCUGCCUCAAGGAGUGGUACGAGUGGCUCGAGAGUACCAACUAUAAAGGCCCAAUUGUCGAGGACAGCAUGCAGGUAUCUUUUCACUUGCCUCUACACCGCUACCUGGCGGUGUUUUUAUGCCAAGGAGUGGCCAAACAGGGCAUAAGGAUUGAGGAAAUCUUACCGUCCAAUGAUACCAUGCUCACCCUGCUGAUUAUGCACCCGUUAAGAGUUCAGGUAAGUAAAUGCUUCUGAUAUUAAGUAAAAUGA
Molecule: messenger RNA, 2296 nt
Organism: Anthonomus grandis grandis
Lineage: Eukaryota; Metazoa; Arthropoda; Insecta; Coleoptera; Curculionidae
Product: E3 ubiquitin-protein ligase Ubr3-like
Exons: 8
Coding region: 500-2281 (593 amino acids)
Biological process (GO): protein ubiquitination; ubiquitin-dependent protein catabolic process via the N-end rule pathway
Cellular component (GO): ubiquitin ligase complex; cytoplasm
Molecular function (GO): zinc ion binding; ubiquitin protein ligase activity
Source: RefSeq, a predicted model, not a curated record